AUGCGAACGACGAUGUUGUCCAGAUUGGACAUUCAUCGCACCGAUUACCUGCGGCAAGCAGAAGAGUUGGCGCAAUUUACCCAAUCGACGGAGGUGGACACUCACUCGAAGAGUUUUGGACGCGAUGUGGUGAACACUGUCGAGGUUGCGCAGGAGUUCAAGGACAAACACAAAUCAAGACCGUCACUACCACGCACCGACACCCGGACUUGUUUCAAAUGUGGAGAAGUGGGUCACAUUCGCUCGAGGUGCCCCAAAAUGAAGAAGAAGCUCUCGGGUGCGAAUUUCGUUUUAGCGGUUGGUCACGGUGCGAGUCGCUCGCCCGGACAAUGGAUUCUCGACAGCGGUGCGAGUAGACAUUUGGUCAAUGACCCGAGUCUGCUGACUGAUCCGAUUGAUUGUCGCAGCGAGUGCAUGAAUGCAGCCACUGAUGGAAGUGCGCUGCGGAUCACCCUACAAGGAACUGUAGACAUCCAAGUCGUUGCACUUGGAGUCGUGAACACAGUGAGGCUCCUCAAUGUUCAUUAUGCGGAGAACCUCGAGCGUAACAUCCUUUCCUACGGAUUGCUCGAGGCAAAAGGUUGCGUACUUGAAUAUCGAGGAGGGAGGCGCGUGUUGUCUUCCGGUACGGGCGGUACACCCAUCAUGGAUGUGGAAUGCUGCAACAACGUGUUGGUUGUCGCGGUGACAAAUCACAGUGAUCGUAAUUCCAAGCCACCACAAGAAGCACUGAUGACUGUCGUCAAUCCACUUGAAUAUGAAUCCGAUUCGGAUGUUCUAUGCGGUAGCUUGAUGGACUUUCAUCGACGUUUAGGACACCUUUGUUUCGACACGAUCGUCAAGAUGGCGAACGAUCCGGCAUCAUGCAUCCGACUGACUGAUUCGACACGUCAAAAGUGUCUGGCCUGUGCCCAGGGAAAACAGACCAAGGGAGCCCAGUCGAAGAGAGAUACAGGCGCGAAUUCGCUAAUCGACGCGAUCGGGGGAGUCAUUUGUUCGGACCUUAAGGGUCCCAUGACCCCCCGAGAUCGUUUGGGAAAUCGGUACAUGGUCAACUUCAUCGACCACCGUUCGAGUUACUGUCGAAUAUUUUUGGCCAAGUCGAAGGAUGCAGCCGCGUCAAAGUUCAAGCUCUUCAUGGCAAACUUUGAGCGCGAGUUCAAUUGCAAGGUUUAUGUCUUACGCACCGAUGGAGGUGGCGAAUACAAGACACUCGAUUAUUUCUGCUCUUCGGAAGGCGUCUUGCGUCAAGUAAGCGAGGCGAAAAACCAAGCAAGCAACGGCAAGGCUGAACGGAUGCACCGCACUGUCAUGAACAUGGUGCGGAGUAUGAUCUUUGCAUCAAACCUGCCGCUCUCAUUUUGGGGUGAUGCUGCAGAGUACGCCUCGUACAUACUGAAUCGAAGCAAAACCAAGUCCAACCCCGGAUGUGCAUCGCCCUUGGAGAUCCUGACAGGCAAGGCUCCCGUGCUGACAGACAUUGUGGCCUUUGGUUCAACAUGCACUGCGCACAGAGACCCGAAGAGCAAGUCAAUCGGUGAACGAGGCAAGGCGGGCAUCGUCAUCGGACGAGGCAGCGAAACGAAGGGAUACAAGGUGUACAUCCCAGUGGAUAAGGUGGUCGUGGUGACUCAACAUGCUCAAAACAUUGAAGCACCACGGGAUGACCAGGAUGAGAGAAAGACCUGUCCAGACACGGCACGACGUCAGGAGAAGCCAGUCCCUGAUCAUCAGGCGGAUGAAGAAGAUCGGCAAGAUGGUGUGAAACGUGCGAAGCAGGUGGUUGAAGUGGACACCUCGGUGGACGGUUGCGACAUCGUGAACGCGAUCGUCGAGCAAGACUCGAAGCACUAUGGUGAGGCAAUGAAGAGUGGACAACGCGACCAAUGGCAGGUAGCCAUGACCGAAGAAUUGGACGCACUCGAGGCGAACGACGUCUGGAAGAUCGUAGUGCCACCAAGAAAUGCACACGUGUUGCACAACAAGUCGGUCUACAAAACAAAGACCGACGCGAACGGAGAUAUCGAGCGAUACAAGGCUCGACUAGUGGUUUGCGGAAACGAACAAGUCUUCGGCAUCGACUACAACCUCACGUUUGCGGCCGUCAUGGACUUAGUGACCGUCAAGCUAAUCCUGGUGCUCUCCAGGCGAUGGAACGUUCCCGCACGUCACGGGGAUGUUCCGAACGCCUAA
This is a messenger RNA of Peronospora matthiolae, 2193 nucleotides long. The record is from the annotation of a GenBank genome assembly. NCBI's taxonomy places the organism in Eukaryota, Oomycota, Peronosporomycetes, Peronosporales, Peronosporaceae.